Molecule: messenger RNA, 7086 nt
Organism: Vicugna pacos (alpaca)
Lineage: Eukaryota; Metazoa; Chordata; Mammalia; Artiodactyla; Camelidae
Source: RefSeq, a predicted model, not a curated record
AGCUGCUUCCUGUCCCCCACGCCGCGCAGCCUCACGCAGCCCGCCGGGAGCGCGGUUCGCCCCGACCCCCUCGCCGAGCCCGACAACGCCCCCGGCCCCAUGCAGUCCCGGCUCCGGCUCCUCGGGGCGCCCGGCGGCCCCGGCGGCCCGGCUGCGCGGCGCGUGCGGCUGCUCCUGCGGCAGGUGAUGCGGGGUCGGCCGGGCGGCGACGCGCGGCGGUCGGAGGUCAGGCUGGUGCACGCCGGGGCGGGGGCCGACACAGGUGAUACAGUUAAUAUUGGAGAUGUAUCCUACAAGUUGAAAACUCCUAAGAGCCCGGAACUUGUGCCACAGAACUACAUUUCAGACUCGCUGGCUCAAUCUGUAAUUCAACAUCUAAGAUGGAUAAUGCAGAAGGAUCUUUUGGGACAAGAUGUUUUUCUAAUAGGACCUCCUGGGCCUCUUCGACGCUCUAUUGCUAUGCAGUACCUGGAGUUGACCAAGCGGGAGGUUGAAUACAUUGCCUUGUCCAGAGACACCACCGAAACAGACCUCAAACAGCGUCGAGAGAUCCGCGCAGGCACGGCUUUUUACAUCGACCAGUGUGCAGUCCGUGCAGCCACAGAAGGUAGAAUCCUCGUUUUGGAAGGCUUGGAAAAGGCAGAGAGGAAUGUUCUGCCUGUUUUGAACAAUUUACUGGAAAACAGGGAGAUGCAGCUUGAGGAUGGACGUUUCCUGAUGUCUGCUGAGCGUUACGACAAACUUCUCCAGGAUCAUUCCAAAACAGAAUUGGAUGCUUGGAAAAUUGUCCGAGUUAGUGAAAAUUUCCGAGUGAUUGCUUUGGGCUUGCCAGUGCCUCGAUACUCAGGGAAUCCAUUAGACCCCCCUCUCCGUUCUCGAUUUCAAGCCAGAGAUAUUUAUUAUCUACCCUUCAAGGACCAACUUAAACUGUUAUAUUCAGUUGGCACCCAUGUUUCUGCUGAGAAAGUUUCUCAGCUCUUGUCCUUUGCCACCACUCUCUGUUCCCAAGAAUCUUCUACUCUUGGACUUCCAGAUUUUCCUUUAGAUAGUCUACCAGCUGCAGUUCAAGUCCUGGACUCCUUUCCUAUGAUGUCAAUGAAACAUGCCAUCCAGUGGCUUUACCCAUACACUAUUUUACUAGGACAUGAAGGGAAGAUGGCUGUGGAAGGUGUUUUAAAACGCUUUGAACUCCAAGAUUCAAGAAGCUCUGUGCUCCCUGAGGAGGUGGUGAGAGUGGAGAGGGUGACUGAAAAUCAUGUCUUCCAAGCUUCUGUCACUAUCCGGAUUGCAGGAAAAGAGGUGACCAUUAAGGUGCCAGCUGGGACCAGGCCAUUAAGUCAACCUUGUGCAUCAGACCAUUUUAUACAAACUUUAAGCCAUAAACAACUCCUGGCUGAAAUGAUGCAGUCUCACAUGGUUAAGGACAUAUGUUUAAUUGGAGGAAAAGGCUGUGGAAAAACAGUCAUCGCUAAGAACUUUGCAGAUACCUUAGGAUACAAUACAGAACCUGUCAUGCUGUAUCAAGAUAUGACAGCACGUGAUCUGCUACAGCAGAGAUACACGCUUCCAAAUGGAGACACUGCCUGGCGGUCCUCGCCCCUCGUAAAUGCUGCUCUGGAAGGGAAGCUGGUUCUCUUGGAUGGCAUUCACAGAGUCAAUGCGGGUACACUUGCUGUAUUACAAAGGCUGAUCCACGACCGAGAGCUCAGCCUGUACGACGGCUCUAGGCUGCUGAGAGAAGACAGGUACAUGCGUUUAAAGGAGGCACUGCAGAUGUCUGAUGAGCAGCUACGGAAGAGAUCGAUUUUUCCUGUCCACCCCUCCUUCAGAAUCAUCGCCUUGGCAGAACCCCCUGUUGCUGGAAGCACAACACAGCAGUGGCUGGGACCAGAAUUCUUAACCAUGUUCUUUUUCCAUUACAUGAAACCACUUGUCAAAAGCGAAGAAAUGCAAGUGAUUAAGGAAAUGGUCCCAAAUAUACCUCAGGAAGCUUUGGACAAAUUGUUAUCAUUUACACACAAACUCAGAGAGACGCAGGAUCCAACAGCACAGUCGUUGGCAGCAUCGCUUUCUACCAGACAGCUGUUGAGGAUUUCUCGUCGGCUGUCACAGUACCCUAAUGAAAAUCUUCACAGUGCUGUCACUAAAGCCUGCCUUUCCAGGUUUUUACCAAGUCUUGCAAGGUCAGCGUUAGAAAAAAAUCUGGCAGAUUCUGCAAUAGAAAGAAGUACCGAUAAUAACCUGGAACCAGAAUUAGAGGAUUACAAAUGUGAAGUGACAUCUGGGUCUCUGAGAAUUGGAGCUGUUAGUGCACCGAUCUAUGAUGCCCAUGAGAAAAUGAAAGUGCCUGAUGUUCUGUUCUAUGACAACGUCCAGCACAUGGUAGUGAUGGAAGAUAUGCUUAAAGACUUUCUUCUUGGAGAACACCUAUUAUUGGUUGGUAACCAGGGUGUAGGAAAAAACAAGAUUGUUGAUAGAUUCCUUCACCUGCUGAAUAGACCCCGAGAAUAUAUCCAGCUGCACAGGGACACCACGGUACAAACUCUCACUCUUCAGCCUUCUGUUAGAGAUGGACUUAUUGUGUAUGAAGACUCGCCUUUGGUUAAAGCAGUAAAGUUGGGUCAUGUUCUGGUAGUGGAUGAGGCAGACAAAGCCCCAACAAAUGUCACCUGUAUUUUAAAAACUCUAGUAGAAAAUGGAGAAAUGAUUCUAGCAGAUGGAAGACGCAUUGUUGCAAAUUCUGCUAAUGUCAAUGGACGAGAAAAUGUUGUUGUGAUUCAUCCUGAUUUUAGGAUGAUUGUUCUGGCCAACAGACCUGGAUUUCCUUUCCUAGGCAAUGAUUUCUUCGGUACCUUAGGUGAUAUUUUUAGCUGCCAUGCAGUUGAUAAUCCCAAACCCCACUCGGAGCUCGAGAUGCUCAGGCAGUAUGGCCCGAAUGUGCCCGAGCCCACCCUUCAAAAACUCGUGGCUGCCUUUGGAGAGCUGAGGAAUUUAGCCGACCAGGGGAUUAUUAACUAUCCUUAUUCCACGAGAGAAGUUGUCAACAUAGUCAAGCAUUUACAGAAAUUUCCCACCGAAGGUCUCUCCAGUGUGGUUAGAAAUGUGUUUGACUUUGAUUCCUACAACAACGACCUGAGGGAGACUUUGAUGAACACUUUACACAAACACGGGAUACCCAUCGGAGCAAAGCCUACCAGUGUGCAGCUGGCAAAGGAGUUACCUUUGCCAGAGCAGACAUUUGUGGGCUACUGGACAAUUGGUCAGUCAAGAAAUGGAAUGCAAAAACUGUUGUGUCCAGCAGAAACUCGUCACAUAGACGUAAAGGGUCCAGCACUUAUAAACAUACAGGAGUAUCCAAUAGAAAGACAUGAAGAAAGAUCCCAAACCUUUACUGAAGAAUGUGCCUCCUGGAAGUUACCAUUGGAUGAUACUAACUUAAUCUGUGACAUUGCUACAUCACAUGAAAACGAGGAAGAUACUCUCUACGUAGUUGCGUGCAAUCCCAUUUCCUUAUACUUCAUGAAUAUGACUGGGAAACGUGGCUACUUUGUGGACUUUUUUGACAUCUUCCCAAGAAUGGCCCGUGGAGUUUGGCACCCGUUUGUGACAGUGGCACCGCUGGGAAAUCCCCUCAAGGGUCAAGUGAUUCUCCAUGAGCAGCAGAGUAAUGUCAUCCUGUUGUUGGAUACUACCAGCCAAGCCCUCCGCCGUCUCAUCCUUCCUUCAGAGGGGCUUCCAUGUAAGAAGACUUCCUGGUGGAACGAGGAGGAAACUGAAACUUACAAAAUGUGUAGAGAAUUUUCACACAAAAACUGGCUGGUAUUCUACAAGGAAAAAGGGAACAGCCUGGCUGUGCUGGAUGUUCUAGAAGGACGCACUCACACCAUCUCCCUUCCCAUCAACCUCAAGACAGUCUUUCUAGUGGCAGAGGACAAGUGGCUUCUGGUGGAAAGUGAGACAAAUCGGAAAUAUCUUUUAACUAAGCCUGCACACAUCGAAUCUGAGGACAGUGGGGUUUGCCAGUUGUAUGUGUUGAAAGAGGAGCCACCUAGCUCAGGCUUUGGAGUCACACAAGAAACAGACUCCAGCAUACCUCAUAAAAUUUCAAGUGAUCAGCUAUCAUCUGAAAAGCUAAGUUCAGCUGUGGGACAAAAGAUUGCAUCUCCUAACCGAGUUCUCUCAGAUGAGAAUAGUUACGCUACAAUUGUUGUUGGGUUCCCAGAUCUCCUGGUAAGCAUACAUUUUUUAAGAGAAGUCCCUCUAAAAGAUAUCUACCCAAAAGAUGUUACCCCUCCACAAACAGCUGGCUAUAUAGAAGUCACUGAUCUCCAAUCAAAGAAACUCCGAUAUGUCCCUAUUCCUGGAUCAGAAUCUCUCUCGCCAUAUACCACGUGGCUGUCUACUAUUUCGGACACAGAUGCACUGCUGGCUGAGUGGGGCAAAGGUGGCGUUGUUACUGUUGAUAUGGCAGGUCGCGUCAGGCUUUGGGAGACUGGACUUGAACAUCUGCAGCGGUCACUCAUGGAAUGGAGGAACAUGAUUGGACAAGAAGGUGACAGACAUAUGCAGAUAACAAUCAACAGAGAGAGCGGUGAAGACGUGAGUUCCCCCAAACACGGGAAGGAGGACCCAGACAACAUGCCUCACGUGGGCGGCAACACUUGGGCAGGCGGAACAGGAGGAAGAGACACUGCCGGUCUGGGCGGCAAAGGUGGUCCUUACCGGCUGGAUGCAGGCCACACAGUGUAUCAGGUCUCCGAGGCUGAGAAAGAUGCGGUCCCCGAGGAGGUGAAGAGAGCUGCGAGAGAGAUGGGCCAGAAAGCCUUUCAGCAGAGGUUAAAAGAGAUCCAGAUGAGUGAAUAUGAUGCUGCAACCUACGAAAGGUUUUCAGGUGCUGUUCGACGGCAGGUGCACUCCCUCCGAAUUAUCCUGGAUAAUUUACAGGCUAAAGGUAAAGAGAGACAGUGGCUAAGACACCAAGCUACUGGGGAACUAGACGAUGCCAAGAUCAUUGAUGGUCUGACUGGAGAAAAAGCCAUCUACAAACGCCGGGGUGAGCUGGAGCCACAGCUGGGCAGCCCCCAACAGAAACCCAAGCGCCUGCGCCUGGUGGUGGAUGUGUCCGGCAGCAUGUACCGCUUCAACGGCGUGGACGGCCGGCUGGAGCGCUCAAUGGAAGCCGUGUGUAUGGUCAUGGAGGCCUUCGAGAACUAUGAGGAGAAGUUCAAGUAUGACAUCGCUGGACACUCUGGAGAUGGCUACAACAUUGAUCUAGUUCCCAUUAACAAAAUCCCCAAGGACAAUAAGCAGAGACUAGAAAUUCUGAAGACAAUGCAUGCCCACGCUCAGUUCUGCAUGAGUGGGGACCACACAUUAGAGGGGACAGAACACGCCAUCAAGGAAAUCGUCAAAGAGGAAGCUGACGAGUAUUUCGUUAUCGUCUUAAGUGACGCGAACCUGUCACGAUAUGGGAUACAUCCUGCCAGGUUUGCCCAGAUCCUGACAAGCAACCCUCAAGUAAAUGCUUUUGCCAUUUUUAUUGGAUCUUUAGGUGAUCAAGCAACCAGGCUUCAGAGAACUUUACCAGCUGGCCGGUCUUUCGUUGCCUUGGAUACCAAGGAUAUCCCUCAGAUCUUACAGCAGAUUUUCACCUCCACCAUGUUGUCCAGUGUUUAAGAUGUGCCCUCGACCACCCUGAUGACCCUGGGAUUUGAAAUCAGAUCCAAAGAAAGAGUAUUCUGAAGAAAACGUCUCUAAAGUGCACCCAUGCAAUGGCGGGGGUGAUGCUGGCAUUCUUGGGCCUCCUGUACUUGCUCAGUAAUCGGCUUUCAGACAAGCAGCCAGAGGGAGGCCCUUGCACGGAAAUCUGCAACCACUGACGGGUUUACCAGUCAUUAGAGAAAGCGAGUUGCCCUGCGUUUUACGAAAGGUCAGGGUUAAACGAAGACUGAGAACUAUGGGGCGUGGUCUGUUUCCAAAAAUCUGAGGGAAAGAGAGUACCUUGCUUUUACCUUAACACAUCACCUGGUCACCUAGGAUAACUAAAGUGACCCCAUCGAACUGAGCCUUCGAUGCCACAUUCUGACCCUGAAAUCCAGGUCUGGGCAGACCCACCCAACCAGCUUCUGUUCAGUAGUUAUUUUUAUUUUCUCCCUAACUCUGUAUUGCCCAACAAACAAUGAUCUUAUAGUAUUUAACCCACUGAGAAGUCAUGUCAACAGCAAUAUUUUAUAAAAGACUGGCUUUUCUCAGUGAUGUCAUUUUCUUAGCCAAAACCAAAAGGAAUCAGAAGAUCCCUGGAGCGCAUCCUUUCCUACGUGACUUUUAAAAGGCUUUUUAAAUAAUAAAGAGCAAAUGUCUUAUACUCCAUUCUGCUAGGAGUGGAAAGGGUAAAGGAUGUCUUGCCUUGAGUUUCCUGUUUCUUCUCAUUCUUCAGUGCUUCUCAAAGUUUUCACACUACUCCAUUUUGGUGUCCAAAACGUCAUGCUCAAAAUAACAAAUGUUUAUGUUUUUACUUAAAGCAAAGUGAAAACAAGGCAGUAUGUUUGAACUAAAUGAUAACUGGAGAUUUCUUUAGCUGUAAAUAUAUAUAUACGCACACACACACACACCAUAUAUGUGUAUACACACCAUAUAUGUGUAUAUAUAUGUAUGUAUAUAUGGUGUGUUUGUGUAUAUAUAUUUAAGACUUGUUUUUUUUUUCAGAGUGUACCUUAUCUCCCUCCACCUCUCUUGGGCUGACCUUUACUUAUCAACAGGCUCAAGUCAUUUUUUUCAAAUGCUUCAGCGGAAGUCAGUCUCUCCCCAACCAUAUAACAAGUUUCUCUUCAUCAUUCAUGUCAAAGUCCGAAAUGCCGGGGGCACCAGUGUGUGUGUGCUUUCUAGUGACGACUUGGAAAAACUAGUCUUGUUAAUAACAUUACCUGAGUCACCCAUCCAUAGUGGAACUGUACAGAUUCAUUUCAUUUUCAUGAAUUAUAUCAAAGAAGAAAAGAUGACACUCAUUUGUCUCACCGCCCCAUCUCCCUGUCAACUGUCAAAAAAAAUAACAGCAAUCAGAUUUCCAGUGCAGGAUUACCCAGUGAA